Cordyceps fumosorosea ARSEF 2679 is the source of this 1101-nucleotide messenger RNA. Its product is annotated as Ovarian tumor, otubain. Bases 1 to 1101 code for a protein of 366 amino acids. The record is from RefSeq and is a predicted model, not a curated record. Gene Ontology annotation, cellular component: cytosol; nucleus. Gene Ontology annotation, biological process: protein deubiquitination; endoplasmic reticulum unfolded protein response. Gene Ontology annotation, molecular function: cysteine-type deubiquitinase activity. The transcript has 3 exons. Lineage: Eukaryota; Fungi; Ascomycota; Sordariomycetes; Hypocreales; Cordycipitaceae.
AUGAGAGCUCGAUACAAGUGGCCAGGCGGGACUGGCAUCAUCACUCUCGGGGAUGACGCCACGUUGGGGGACGUAGUAAAGGAACUGACUACCAGAACUCUUGUUACCAACUUUGGUAUCAAAUUUGGGCCGCCUACUGCGAUGAAAGAUCUUGAUAUGACCGAAACCGAUCAACUAGCAAAGUCGCUCGGCAUUCACGGAGAGACGCUGACUCUUGUGCCAAGGGAGGAGCGCCCUUUCCCAUCGAAGCAGUCCAUCGGCGAGGAACACAGUUUUCGGGCAGAACACCACGGAGAACAAAAGCUGGAACCUCACGAAGUCAAUGUCCCUUGGGGAUCCAGGGAGGGCACCCUAUUACUUCGAGUAAUGCCAAGCGACAAUAGCUGCCUCUUUACUGCGUUCGGCGGUGCUCUCCCACAGCAAGUACCGGCAUCAAAGCUACGGCAAAUGAUGGCCGAGUACAUUCGACAACACCCGGACGUGUACACCGAAGCUGUUCUGGGAGUCCCUCCAGAGCAAUAUUGUCGAAGCAUCAUGAACCCCGACAGAUGGGGCGGCGGCAUCGAGUUGACCGUUUUAUCCAAUAUAUUCGACAUAAGAAUCUGUACUUAUGAUGUGGAGACCCAGAAUCUUAUUCCGUUCGGAGAAGGCAAACGUGACCAGUGCAUUCUGGUGUAUUCUGGCAUUCACUACGACCGUAUUUCUUUCAGUUAUUCUGACUACCCAUACACCGAUCCUAUGCUUCCACCCGAGAUGGACCGGACCACGUGGCCAAUAGAAGAUGUGGAGGUUCUCGCUAAGGCUCAGGAGCUGGUCGGGAAGCUUCACAUGGCUCAUUACUUCACAAACAUGGAUGGGCUAGUUCUGAAGUGCGAUGUUGCUGGAUGUGGUUGGAUUGGCUCAGGGCAAGCUGCGGGCCAAAAGCAUGCCGAGGCAACAGGCCAUGGUCAGCUCAGUGAGGUUGUUGAUACCCGGGCAGGUGCUAUUCUUCGCAGGUGCAAUGCCCGAGGCUGUGACUUUAUGGGCCAGGGAGAUAAUGCUGCCAGGCAGCACUCACGAGAUACCGGACAUAAGUCCUACCUGGUGAUUGAGGAUUCGUAG